This is a messenger RNA of Aspergillus wentii DTO 134E9, 1527 nucleotides long. Its product is annotated as putative oxidoreductase, 2OG-Fe(II) oxygenase family. Gene Ontology annotation, molecular function: dioxygenase activity. NCBI's taxonomy places the organism in Eukaryota, Fungi, Ascomycota, Eurotiomycetes, Eurotiales, Aspergillaceae. The transcript is spliced from 3 exons. The coding region runs from base 217 to 1338 and encodes 373 amino acids. The record is from RefSeq and is a predicted model, not a curated record.
AAAUACAUCACCUGCAGGUCACAGAAACGUGUGAUGCGCUUAUUGGGCCGAUGAUGAAGUGAUCAACUAGUGCAUCUGAGGGGCAUCAGAGGGGCGCGAGAAGCUCUGCUCCGGCUUAUUUCGAGAGCUAAGAAGCUGCCCAUAUUAAUAGUCCAGUUUUGCUGCAUAGUCUUUACUCCUGACAGACACUUCUCAUCCAUCACACCAUCCUGCAUCAUGGCCACCGUGACAGAAAGCCAGGUUAACCCACCUCCAGUCACUGAAAAGACUCCUCUGCCACAAUAUGUCCAUCCCCCAGAGACAAAGGAACAGCUUGACUAUGCCGACCUGGUCACUCUGGAUAUGGCCGAGUUUGAUCGCCCGGGAGGAAAAGAGAGAUUGGCAGAGCAAUUGAAAGAAACAGCCCAUCGAGUUGGCUUCUUCUACAUCACCAACUUCGGCCUUUCGCAGGCCCAGAUUGACCAGCAAUUCGCCAUCGCCAAGCAAUUCUUUGCUCUCCCAGAGGAGGAACGGAUGAAAUAUCGCGCUCCUCUGGAGGACGGCAACUACAAUGGUUACCGCCCCUUGCGUUCGAUCGAGAUCUUCCCUGGACUCUACGACAACCUGGAGUUUUACAACAUCUUCAAGUUCAUCCCCCAGACCCAGCGAUCUCAGCCGGAGAUCUUCCGUCAGUACUGGGCCGAGAUCGAAAAGUUCCACCGUCACAUGCAUGAGAACGUGUCGUAUAAGCUGCUUCGACUGCUGGCCAUCAUCCUGGAACUGCCGGAAGACCAGCUGGUGGAUGGACAUCGCUACGAAGCCAACUGCGACAGUUCUCUUCGCUAUAUGAUGUACCGCGCUCGUACUGAAGAAGAAAACAGCAAAUGCAGAGACACUUAUCUGCGCGGCCACACAGACAACGGUACUAUCACAUAUGUAUUCCAACAAUCGGUCGCUGCGUUGCAGGUCAAGCGCACCGAGGAAUCCGACUGGCAACAUCUCCGGAUCACCCCGGGCAUCAUGGCAGUAAACCUGGCCGACAUGCUGCAGUUCCUGACCAACGGAUACCUCAAGAGCGGCAUCCACCGUGUCAUCGCACCGCCUGAUGACCAGGCCACCAUUGACCGUCUGGGACUGCUGUACUUUGUGCGUCCCAGUGACAGACUCAUGCUGAAGACAUUGGACAGCCCCUUCUUGCAGAGGGUUGGUUUCGGCAAGCAGGGCACCGAGAAUGAUGAGGAUAUCCCAGCAUCCGAAUGGGUGAGAGCGCGUGUGAGGAAGAACUGGACCAGGUCGCCUUCGGACAACACUGAAAGUGUCAAGAUGGGAGGCUUCCAGGCCAAGGUUUUCUACAACUGAUUUAGUUCAUAGUCGAGAUACUCUAUAAAUAUAUUGUCGUUGCUUUGUGCUGCCAUUUUGUAUCUUAAGUUUUGACAGUGGUAUAGAAGUCUACGUAUAUAACCAUCAGACAACAGCCCAUCAUGACUGCCUUCUAGAUGCAGUGCAUAUGAUAAAAAGAUUAUCCAUUUGAUGAGCCCAUGUUUACAC